AUGAGCUAUCCAUAUUCACUACCAACCACGGGUGCAGUGUCAUUCGUCGACUAUUUCGAAGAUGUUGGCUCUUACUCAUCACAAAUAUCUGAUGCUACGGCACAGCGAGGACGUCUCAGAACAGUCCUGAAAGGUCUCAAGAAAGAGGCUCUUGACACACGCGAUUACCGUAACAUUACAAUCGAUGAUUAUCUGCCAUAUCUGAUUAGCAUCAUAAAUUGUCUUGAAUCAGGAGAGCUUAAAUUGCACAAGAAUAAUAAUAUUGAGACUUCAUGGCGAUCUACACUGAGUGAUCACAUUAUCCACACCGGUAGUAAUGCACCCCGGAUUGUGUGUCCAGACAUUUAUUAUGAGCUUAUUUUUGUACUUUUGACCUAUGCCUAUGCCUGUUCGCUCCAGGGAAAUGACACUCUCAAGGCAGUACAAGAACAAGGAUCUGAUGCAGCGGCUAUUUACAACAAGGUAGCCGAUGCACUGAACACAGCUGCGGGGAUCUUCCAGUACUUGGCUAACGAAAUUUUGCCUAAAUGGCGUCAACCACCAGAUAACAGACCGGUAGAAACAAUCAAAGAACUCCUUGUGGCCCUUUCCAAGAUGGCAUUGGCAGAUGCACAGAGUAUUGCUAUCAGUAAAGCAUUAGUCAACACGGGUCUCUCAAAAGCACUUGCUGCAAAACUGUAUAUGGGAGUAGCAGAACAAUAUGAGAUGGCAUAUGGAUUAAUAUCCUCCAUUAAAGGCACCCAAGAAGUGUCAUCUGAGCUCAGGCGAUACUUGGCUGAUGGUUCUCAGUUCUACAAGGCCAUGGCAAAAAAGUAUCUUGCAUUAGAUGCAAACGAUAGACAGAACCUGGGAGAAGCUGUUGGAUUUGUGAGAGACUGUAAGGCUGACCUUCGAGCCAUUCAACAUUCUGGACUUUCGAAGACAAGAAGAUCUGCUGUUUCUUUGCGUGCUUGUAAUGAAGAGGAAGCAGUAACCGAACUUUUACAAAAGCUGACGAUGAUUAAUGACACGGUUUGUCAUAAGAAAUAUAGAUCGAUAGAGAGUGUUACAUAUCAAACAGUCCCAACAAGACAAGCACUUCAACAAAAGAUUCCAAGUGGAAGAGGAGUAUUGGAGAUCAAGCGCUUUAGUCCUCCCUCACCUCUUUUUGGGCCUGUUAGUGAGGAGGUUACUGGUAGCGAGAGAGCAAGAUAUGCCCGGGAUGGGAAUUACUGGUAA
This is a messenger RNA of Phycomyces blakesleeanus NRRL 1555(-), 1218 nucleotides long. RefSeq names its product pH-response regulatory protein PalC. Bases 1 to 1218 code for a protein of 405 amino acids. Gene Ontology annotation, biological process: cellular response to pH. The transcript has 8 exons. Gene Ontology annotation, cellular component: plasma membrane. The record is from RefSeq and is a predicted model, not a curated record. Lineage: Eukaryota; Fungi; Mucoromycota; Mucoromycetes; Mucorales; Phycomycetaceae.